Molecule: messenger RNA, 1547 nt
Organism: Centruroides sculpturatus (bark scorpion)
Lineage: Eukaryota; Metazoa; Arthropoda; Arachnida; Scorpiones; Buthidae
Gene: OSCP1
Product: protein OSCP1-like
Exons: 11
Coding region: 138-1259 (373 amino acids)
Biological process (GO): transport
Cellular component (GO): cytoplasm; plasma membrane
Source: RefSeq, a predicted model, not a curated record
UAUGUAAUUGACAUAAAACGUGACUUUUCUGUAAUCGAUUACUUAUUAUGGUUUUAAUGAAAUAAAUAAUAUAAGAGGGAAGAAAAAUCAAUUUUUGCUUGUCCCAUUUCUUACUGCGGCCAGUCAUUAUAACAGAAAUGGCAUUAAAUGCUCUUCCCAUUUUAGUUAUUAAUCUUGGAGGAGAAAUGAUGUAUAUUUUGGAUCAAAGAUUAAAAGCUCAAAACAUUCCCAAGGACAAAGGUGAUAAAGUUGUAAAUGAUAUUGUCAAGACUAUGUUUGAUAGACAAUUUAUGGAUGAAAUUUUCAAGCCACAGCAAUUAUAUUCCAAAAGUGCACUUCGAUCAUUAUUUGAAAAAAUUGCUCAUGCAUCUAUUAUGAAAUUAAAUACUCCGAGCAUGGACAAGUUAUAUGAUUUGAUGACUAUGGUGUUCAAAUAUCAAGUGUAUCUGUGUCCUAUGCCUCUAGAUCUUCUUUCGAUUACUCUGAAUCAUCUGGAUGCUAUUCGCAAUUUUGUCAUAACAAAACCUAAUAUUGCGAGUCAAGUUGAUUUCGUUAACAUCAAGCUUAUGGAGACAUAUCAAAACCUACCUUUGGCCAGUUUUCAAUUGUUAAGAUUUACACUUCUUAAUUUUUUUCAAGAUUUGAGGAUUAGGGUUUCUAUUUUCAUAAAAGAGGGAAUACAGCAUCAAAAUGCAAGGUUUAAAAUACCAUCUCAAGGAACAGUGCCUUAUGGCUUUGAAGUGCCUGGAACUAUAAGAGAAUAUGGAUCUGAUGUUUCUCUUCUUUCGGAAACAUUUUUCUUAAAUGGUGGAAAUUAUUUACCCUCGGAUGCAAUGAAUCCAGAUCAACCAAGCACAACAUUAGGAACAAAUAUUUAUACAACUUAUAAAGAUACUGGAAGGACUGAAUAUUCAAUCCCAUCACCACAAACUAAUUAUGAAGAAGAAGAAGAAAGAGAAAUUGAUAAUCAUGCUCAAAAGCAAUUAGACUUAAUGGCUCGUCUUAUAGGAAAAACGCAAUCGGAGAUGGUGCAAAGCGAUUCCCAUUUCUCCAUUAGUAUGUUUGGCAAUGGUAAUGAUGAAAAUGUAAUUGCUCAAGAACAAAUAGAAGAAGAAGAAAGAAUAAUAAAUAUUAAUAUUUCAAAGCCAACUCAGCAAAACGUGCUUGAUAAAAUUAUAGCUGAUCUUGGAACAGACAAUAAUGAAGAAAAAGCAAAGGGUGAUGAUAAUUUAUUAGAAUUAAUGGAUUAUGCAUCUUGAUUGCAUAUAAUGAUAAAAUAAAUGAGAGAUUGUUAGAAUAUAUUUAUUAAUAUCAAACCACAGACAGAUCAUACACAACUAACAAUCUUUGUAAAUUAAAAAAAAAACGACGCACUACAUUUUUAAAGCACUUGAGAUAAAUGCUGGAAACCAAAUAGAUUCAUUACCAUAUUUGAAUAAAUGUUAGAACAAAAUCUUAUAAUGUUGCACAUGUUUAAGUUUUUAACUAUUUUUAUGUAUUUAUUUAUUUUAAAAUAAAAAUUGUUAUUUCAAAACUAUGUAAUAAUU